GCGUUCAGUUUCAGUUUCAUCUUUAGGUCCUGGUCCCUGAGGUCUGAGCCACUGGCGACAUUUUAUAACUUUGAUUACUUGGUUCUAUUCUUUGGACUUUUUCAGGAAAAUAAAAUAUUUAAAGAUGAGUGGAGGUGGAGAAGACCAGAUGUACCAAGAGGCUGUGAAAGAGCUGAAGGAACUGCAGAGCAAAGUGGAGAAAGCUGAUGAUGUGAAAGCCAGGCUCAUCCUGGAGAAACUGAAGGAAGAAGAUGUGAAGAAGAAGGCCCAGCAGGAGAUGAUGGCUCAUUUGGAAAAACAAAAGAGUUUUAAGGAAGAUGCGGAUCAGAACCUCAACCAACUGCAGGGGGAAAUCCAGAAGCUUUCCAAACAAAAACAAGAUCUACUGGAUAAACUGAGAAGAUGUCAGGACCAGCUGGAGGCUCAGAGAGCUGAGUCCACAAAACUGAAGCAGAAGUUCAAGAUCCACGCUCAGAUCCCCAACACGGACGUGAAGUUUCUUUCUCAGAUGAAGGAGGGGCAGGACGAGGUGGAACGUGAGGACGGCGGUCAGCUGAUCAGAGGAGUGUUCACCAUCAGUCAGAGAACUUCAGUGUUGCUCCGAGGAGGACAGGCCCUCCUCACCUUUGAGGAGGAGAAAGUGGCCUCUAAAGUCCUGAAGAUGAUGAGCUGCCUCGUGAUCUGUGACGACAACACUCUGGAUGUGAAGCCCAAGAAAAUCACCAUGGACAAUCCUGUCAAGUUUCAGAUCCACCUUGAUGUCUCCAGAAAGGAUCUGGAAGUGUUUGAUAUUCCUCCUGCCAUGCCGGCGGAGAGAAUGAAGGACCGACUGGAGAUGAGUUUUUCUCGGCCCAGCAGGGGCGGAGGAGAGGUGGAGCGAGUGGAUUACGAUGAGAAGAGGGGAAUGGGACACAUCACGUUUCUUCAUCCUGGAGUUGCUGUGAACCUCGCCAUGAGAGGAGAGUACAGAGCCCAUCUAGAGUCUGACGUAAACCUUAAGGUUGGACCAACGUACAGAUACGACCUGCAGAAGUUUCAGACUUUUUGUGGCUCUGCAAAGAGAACCAUCCUUCUGGAUGACAUCGAGGAUGCAGAGGAUGAGGAGGACUUGCAGGACCAGCUCGAAAUCCACUUUCAGAAGCCCAGCAACAGUGGGGGAGAGAUCGAGAGCAUCAAGUACAUCUCCAAGGGGAAGGUUCUGCAGGCUUUCUUCUGCAAGGACCUCAUGGACUGAAGUCCACCAGCAGAUCCUUCUGCAGUCACCAAGAAGACAAACGGGAAGAGCUUCACUUCCUGGAUUGUUUUAAGAAGAAGAAUCAUUUUCUUUUAA
Messenger RNA from Nematolebias whitei (Rio pearlfish), 1330 nucleotides. It is a transcript of the gene nmi, whose product is annotated as N-myc (and STAT) interactor. Bases 125 to 1234 code for a protein of 369 amino acids. The transcript is spliced from 9 exons. The record is from RefSeq and is a predicted model, not a curated record. Lineage: Eukaryota; Metazoa; Chordata; Actinopteri; Cyprinodontiformes; Rivulidae. Gene Ontology annotation, cellular component: cytoplasm.